ACCUUCAAGUUAUAACUCUCCCUCUUCCAUAUUCCUACAAUUUCUCUCUCUCUUUUUUCUGUGAUCGAUCUCUCUUUUCUUGUGGAUUUUCCAGUUUCUUCUUUGCUUUUAUUCUUUUGUUGCAUUAUUGCCUAGAUACCGUGUUUGUUUUCUUUUGGUUGUUUCCAAUGGCCUUGUUGGAAUCCCCUACGGCCUCUGCAUCACUUCCUGCUACAUCAGUUGAAUCAUCGGCUCCUCGGUGGAAGUAUGAGGUGUUUUUGAGUUUCAUGGGUAAAGACACCCGAUGGGGUUUUACCUCUUAUUUAUACAAUGAAUUGCAAAACAGAGAAAUCAAGACAUUCAUGGAUGUCGACCCAACUAGUUUGGAUAGAGGAGAGGGGAUUUCUCAAAGUACCCUAGAGGCCAUUCAAGAAUCAAGAUUUGCAAUCGUUGUUCUCUCGCAAAAUUAUGCUUCUUCCAGUUGGUGUUUGGAUGAACUCACACAGAUUAUGCACUGCAUGGAAAAUAAUAAGGAAACAAUUCUGCCAGUUUUCUAUCAUGUGGAUCCCUCUCAAGUGCGCUCUCAAAGAGGGGUGUAUGGAAAGGCCUUCGCUGCACAUGAAGUGGAGUUAACAGAUCAAAGAGAGAGGCUGAUGAAAUGGAGAGACGCCUUGAACAAAAUCAGCAGCAUCUUUGGCUGGGUAUGUGGGAGUUCUGAGUCAGAAGGACACCUUGUCCAACAAAUCGCGGAGUGUGUCUGCAGCAAAUCUAUUGAGUCGACGGAAGAUAUUGAAACAAAACAAGCAAUGGAUGCAACUUCUCCUCGUUGGAAGUAUGAUGUGUUUAUAAAUUUCAGGGGUGAGGACACUUGUAAGGGUUUUCUGUCCUAUUUACUAGCUGAAUUGCAAAAGAAACCAGCACACCUGAACAUGGUAAAGAAUGAUGAACCACUUCCAAAAGGGCGGAAUAUAUCUUCAUAUCUCCUAAACGCCAUAGAAGAGGUGAGGUUUGCCAUUGUUGUUCUUUCGCAAGACUUUGCUUAUUCAUCAUGGUGCCUAGAGGAACUCGCAAAGAUUUUUGAAUGCAUGGGAAACCAAAAUAGAAUUCUGCCAAUCUUUUAUCAUGUGGAUCCCUCUGAGGUGCGACAUCAAAGGGGGAGUUUUGGAGAUGCCUUCGCUGUACAUGAAGAAAGAUUUCGGGAUAAUCAUGAGAAGGUCAGGCAGUGGAGACAUGUUUUGUCAAUGGUGGCCAAUCUCUCUGGAUGGAAUUCAGAGGAUUAUGAGUGUGAAGGAGAACUUAUCAAAGCCGUUGGGGAAGCUAUGUGCAGUAGACUACUUCAGUCUACAGAGUCGACAGAAGAUUUUGAAGCAACAGGAGAUGUCAUGGACCAAACUUCUCCCCAGCCUGACCCAGCUCCUGUGUGGAAGAAUGAUGUGCUUUCGGGUUUCGGGAUGGAAGACACUCGCAGGGGUUUUGUAGCCCAUUCAGACCAUGAAUUGCCAAACACAGGACUAAGUAAAACAUUCAAGGAUGCAGACCACCUUGAAAAAGGGGUAGCCCUCCCCUCUGCAUCUCUUUCCUCAACUGAACCAAGUCCUCAACCAGCUCUUGGGCAGAAGAAUGAUGAGUUUUUGGGUUUCAGGGGAAACGACACUCAAAGGGGUUUUGUCACCUAUUCAAGUCAUGAAAUACAAAACCCCAGAGUGACUAAGACAUUCACCGAUGAAGAACAUCUUGAAAAAGGGAUAGCUGUCCCCUCUACGUCUCCGCCUUCAUCAGCUGAACGAUAUCCUCGGCCGAAGUAUGAUGUGUUUUUGAGUUUCAAGGGGGAAGACACUCGUAGGGGUUUUAUAGCCUAUUUAUACCGUGAAUUGCAAAACACCAGAGUGAUCAAAACUUUCAAGGAUGACGUGCAACUAGAAAAAGGGACUGUUAUUGCUUCAAAUCUCCUAACGGCAAUCAAAGAAUCAAGGUUUGCGAUCAUUGUGUUGUCGGAGAACUAUGCUUCUUCUGCAUGGUGUUUGGAUGAACUUACAAAGAUUUUCCAGUGCAUGGAGGGUAAGGACACAAUUCUCCCAAUUUUUUAUGAGGUGGAACCCACUGAUGUACGCCAUCAAAAGGAAGAGACAAGUUUUGGGAAAGCUUUCAUUAAGCACGAAGCUAGACAAGACAUUGAGAAGAUGAACCAGUGGAGAGCUGCUUUGAAAGGAGUGGCUGGAAUCUGUGGGUGGCAUUCAACCAACUACCCGACGGAUAUAGAGCUAAUUGAAGACAUUGUGAAACAUUUAUGGGGGAAAGUACUUCAAGCACCCACCGGAAAUUUUGAAACAUUUGAAGCGACAAGGCAAGCCAUGGAUGAGGUUAUGAAGGUAUUAAAAGAUGAUCAAGUCACUGUCCUUGGGGUGCAUGGAGUGGGUGGCGUUGGAAAGACGACGAUGGUCAAACAUGUUGGGGCACAAUCUAAGAAAGAUGGGCUUUUUGAUCAUGUGAUCAUGGUUGUCGUAUCCAAAAACCCUGACUUGGAAGAAAUUCAAGGCACAUUGGCAGAAUCGCUGGGCUUGAAGGAGGGGAUCAUGAGAGGAAAUAGGAUGCUUAUAAUCUUGGAUGACAUUUGGGAGAGUCUUGAACUCUCGAGCAUUGGAAUUCCCAGUCACCAUGAGCUUCAAAGGUGCAAUUCUAAAGUUGUACUCACCACAAGGAAAAGCAACGUCUGCCAUUCAAUGGGGUGCCAUGCCCUGAUCCCUCUCAAUGUACUGUCAGUGGUAGAUUCUCAUAAGUUAUUAAUGGAUACGUUGGGGAAGCCCUUUGAUGAAUCUACCGUUUCCGAUGGUGAAGAGUGGAAGGUAGCUCGAGAAUGUGGUGGUCUUCCAAAAGCAAUAAAAGCAGCUGCAAGGUCACUUGGAGAUAAAUACUUGGAUGAAUGGAAUGAAUACUUGGAUGAAUGGGCAUUUGAAGAUGACUGCUUGGACGAAUGGAAUGAAACAGCUCAACCCGUCAACUUCGAAGCUGGGGAAGAGCCAUUUCGUUCAUUGGCAAAUGAAGAUGCCAAGAAAUGCUUCUUGCUAUGCUGCCUAUUCCCAGAAAAUUAUGAUAUCCCAAUUGAAGAUUUGCUCAAGUAUGGGAUUGGAAAAGGUUUGUUUCAAUAUGAUACAAUACAAGAAGCCAGAGAUAGGGCACAAUCUCUGGUCAAGUACCUCAAAGCUUCCAGAUUGCUUUUGGACGGUACAAAGAAGGGAUGCAUAAGGAUGACUGAUGACAUUCGAAAUCUGGCAUUGACCAAAGAAUGUGAUGGGUUUUUAGUAAAAGCUGGUUGUGAACUAGAGGAGUGGCCAGAGGCAGAGACAGAGGCAGGAUGGCUGCAUGAAUUCACUUCCUGGCCCUCGAUUUGGACAAGAGAUGCCCAUGAAGGCUACUCAACAAUCUCACUAAUGAGAAACAAGCUUCACAAGCUUCCCGAAUAUUUGGUAUGUUCAAAACUCCAAAUUUUAUUACUACAAAGUAAUGCCGGAAUAUGUGACAUCCCAGAAACCUUUUUUCAAAAUCCUAAUGCGCUAAGGGUCUUUGAUCUUAGCUUCACUAGUGUUUCGUCACUACCUUCAUCAUUCAGUUUCCUAACCAACCUCCAAACUUUGAAUUUGGAUUUUUGCAAAAAUUUAAGUAACAUAUCUGUUCUAGGAAAACUUAAGAAACUUGAGAUUCUUAGUAUGAGAGAACUUCCUCUUAAGAAAUUUCCAAAACAAAUAGGAGAUUUGACCCAACUAAGGAUGUUGGACGUCACUGGUAGAGAUCUUGAAACUAUCCCAUCUAAAGUGAUAUCGAGGUUGUAUAGACUGCAAGAACUGCACAUGAAAUUUCAGUUUGGGACGUGGGGAAGUAAAGUUGAGGACGCAGUUCAUGAAGAAACCAAUGCUGACUUUGAUGAGUUGACUGGCUUGUUGGAUUUAAACAUUUUGGAAGUUUACAUAUCUGAUGCAGCAUGCUUGCCUACAAGUGUUGAGUACAAGCCGAAUUGGGUAGAAUUUGAUAUAUGCAUCGGCGGCCACGUCCCUCACGUGUUGCCCCCUCAACAUGAUGUUUUUUCAAGAACCUUGACUCUUAACACAAAGAUCAAUAGGUUACCGGAUUGGUUUAUCAGCGUUGUGACAGAGAGAGUGGAGAAGCUAGAGUACACAGAUUGCGAAGACUUGAAUGACAUCGUUGGGGAAUAUGACCAUGGCAGAUUACUUGCACUGAAAUAUCUCUCUGUGAACGGGAACCGUAAGAACUUGAAAGAGAUAAUCAACACAAUGACACGGGUUUCAAAUAAACCAAUAUUUGAGAACUUGGAAGAGUUGCAUCUGUGCUGCUUAUAUUCCCUCAAGGAGUUAUGUGUUGGUGAGCUACCACCUGGGUCUCUACGCAAGCUCAAGUUCUUGAAAGUGCAAACUUGUCUUAGCUUGGUGAAUGCACUAUUACCAUCAACAUUGUUGCAGAGACUACAAAAUCUGGAAGAAAUCAUUUGUAUAAAUCUGAAAGGAAUGAAAUUUGUAUUUGGCUCUGAUGAAGGGCUUGAUCCAGAAAAGAUUUCGAGGAAAUUGAGGGAGAUGAGAUUUUCUGUUCUACCCGAACUAGUAAGCAUAUGUAAUGGUCCUGUUCCGUCUGCAAUCUUCCGUAAUCUUAAAGUUUUGGCAAUUUGCGAGUGCAAGGAGUUGAAAAAUCUCUUCACAAUAGAUGUGGCUGAAUGUCUUUUUCAGUUGGAAGACCUUUCCAUAGAGCAGUGUCCUAGCUUGGACAGAGUCAUUGAAGCAAGCAAUAGCUUGAACAGCAAGAUUAAACUUCCAGCGUUGAAGAAGUUAGCUUUGAUAGAUCUUCCGGCGCUCACAAGGUUCUGCACUGAAAGUGGUACUAUUGAAACUGAGUGCCCUUCAUUGGAAUACUUGUACGUGGAGAAGUGCCUCCAGUUUUUGUAUUUUGCUUACCACUUCGACAACAAGAACCAAGUCCACUUCAAUGAUGAACAACAUUUGAGUUCUUUAGUGAAAAGGUGGGAGGAAGUGCAUAAUCGGCUAUAAGAGAGCUGCUGCUGCACUAGGAAAAAAAGAAAAAGAAAGAGAUGUUCAAUGGUCCGGUCCCAGAACAAGAUUCCUCAGUUAGCUUUUGAGUGUGCAGUAUAAACUGUAUGAAUGCUAUUAUUAUCUCUCUCUUGCAUUGGCCUGCAAUCUUGAUGUUGGAGAUUGCAUGCAUAAAUUUUUAAUUACUAAAGAGGUUAUUCAAAAA
Molecule: messenger RNA, 5235 nt
Organism: Rosa rugosa (rugosa rose)
Lineage: Eukaryota; Viridiplantae; Streptophyta; Magnoliopsida; Rosales; Rosaceae
Product: disease resistance protein Roq1-like
Exons: 8
Coding region: 168-5030 (1620 amino acids)
Biological process (GO): signal transduction
Molecular function (GO): protein binding; ADP binding
Source: RefSeq, a predicted model, not a curated record